GACAAAAAUCAACCGAACCAAAAUUACCACCGUCCACAAAAUUCAAGCCAGCGGGAGGUUUAAGUGAGGUUUCUUCAGCUCCAACUUCUACUCUGUAACAUUUCACUCUCUCUCUCUCUCUCUUCUUAGACUCUUCUUAGAUUGUAGAACUGGCUUCGACGGUCUCCUUCACUCCGUAUCCUCGCUCUCGAAUCCAGAAUACAUGGAGAAAAGGAGGAAGAAAGCAAGGCCUGAAGGCCCUGAACUCACGGAAAAAUCUGGGUUUUGAUUGUAUUCUUAGCUCCAACAUUCGUUUUCACGGAAUGGAGCUCAAUGAAUCGAGUUGUUCUUGUCCUUUCCCUUCUGGGCUUCAAUUGCCUUCACUUAAUCCGGGGUUAUUUGUCAAGUCGUCCCAUUCGCGUUCUCUCGAGUUUCCCACCGUGCCGGAUUCAGUUGAUGAUAAUUUCAUAGAGAGCCUUGAGGAAUCAAUGAAGUUACAGACAAUUACUAAUGGGGUUCAUCGGCUUUUGAAUGGGGAGUCCAUUGGAAGGGUCUUUUACGACGACCCACCUUGGAUUUCUUCUGUUUUAUCGGCUCGUAAUUUGAAGGGUCUUGAGGAGGGAUUUGGAGAUGGUGAGAGAGGAAGACUUCGAGACAUGGAGAAAAGGAAGUAUAACGCACUUCGCAGAAGACAGAUUAAGGUGGAGACUGAGGCGUGGGAGAAGACUGCGGCUGAGUACAGGGAGUUAGAAAGAGAGAUGUGUGAGAAGAAAUUGGCUCCAAAUUUGCCUUAUGUGAAGUCUCUAUUUCUUGGUUGGUUUGAGCCUCUACGAGAAGCAAUAGAGAAAGAGCAGAAGCUGCAGGAGUCAAAGAAGCAGAAGGCUGCUUAUGCGCCUUACAUUGGUUUGUUGCCAGCUGAUAAGAUGGCGGUAAUUGUCAUGCAUAAGAUGAUGGGUCUAUUGAUGACAGGGCAAGAAGAAGGGUAUGUUCGGGUUGUUCAAGCUGCCGUUCACAUAGGCGAGGCCAUUGAGCAGGAGGUUAGAAUUCAUAAUUUCUUGAAGAAAACUAAAAAAUACCAAGGUGGAAAAAAGAUUGAAGGUCAAGGAGAUGACAAAGUAACUAAGGAGCAAGAUAUUCUCAGGAAACGUGUUAACAUUUUGGUGAAAAAGAAAAAGUUGAUUGAGGUGCAAAAGCUUGUAAAAAAUGAGAAUGAGAUUAGACCUUGGGGUCGGGAUGCCCAGGCAAAGCUGGGAAGUCGUCUAAUAGAGUUAUUAACUGAAACAGCUUAUGUACAACCUCCAAUUAACCAGUUAGGAGAUAGUCCACGUGAAAUUCGACCAGCAUUUCGGCACACAUUUAGAACUCUAUCAAAGGAAACAGGCCGGAGAGUUGGGAAGAGGUAUGGUGUCAUUGAAUGUGAUCCACUAGUCGGUAGAGGACUUGAUAGAACUGCUAGGCAUAUGGUGAUUCCUUAUGUGCCGAUGUUGAUACCACCAAAAAAGUGGAAAGGUUAUGACAAGGGUGGUCACUUAUUCUUACCUUCAUAUGUUAUGCGUACUCAUGGGGCAAAGCGACAACAAGAUGCGAUUAAGAAUGUUCCUGGAAAGCAGAUGCAAAAAGUAUUUGAGGCCCUGGAUACACUUGGAAGAACCAAAUGGAGGGUGAAUAGAAAAGUACUCGGUGUGGUAGAGAGCAUUUGGGCUAGAGGUGGAAACAUGGCGGGCCUUGUUGAUCGUGAAGAUAUUCCCAUACCAGAAAAACCAGACUCAGAGGAUUUAAUAGAAAUGCAGAAGUGGAAAUGGAAUAUGAGAAAAACAAAGAAGAUCAACCGAGAAAGGCAUGCACAACGUUGUGACAUAGAGCUUAAACUUUCUGUAGCUCGGAAAAUUAAAGAUGAGGAAGGCUUUUAUUAUCCCCAUAAUUUAGAUUUCCGAGGUCGUGCCUAUCCCAUGCAUCCACAUUUAAAUCAUCUGAGUUCAGAUCUCUGCCGAGGAGUUCUUGAGUUUGCAGAAGGGCGGCCACUAGGGAAGGCCGGUUUACGCUGGCUGAAGAUACAUUUAGCUAACCUGUAUGCUGGUGGUGUGGAUAAGCUUUCUUAUGAUGACCGUUUGGAUUUUGUGGAGAACCAUUUGGAUGAUAUAUUUGAUUCAGCUGAUAAACCAAUUGAUGGAAACCGCUGGUGGUUAAAUGCUGAAGAUCCUUUUCAGUGCCUAGCAGCAUGCAUUAAUUUGUCAGAGGCCUUAAAAAGCUCAUCACCACAUACAGCCAUCUCUCAUCUGCCAAUACAUCAGGAUGGUUCAUGCAAUGGUUUGCAGCACUAUGCAGCUCUUGGAAGAUACCAAUUGGAAGCAGCUGCAGUCAACUUGGUUGCUGGAGAGAAGCCUGCAGAUGUUUAUUCAGAAAUAGCAGCUAGGGUCCAUAGCAUUAUGAAAAUGGAUGCUGAGAAAGAUCCCACCACAGAUCCAACUGCCUUGUUAGCCAAAGUCUUAAUUGAUCAGGUAGACCGGAAAUUGGUGAAACAGACAGUGAUGACAUCUGUAUAUGGUGUUACUUACGUUGGAGCACGUGAGCAGAUUAAAAGAAGAUUAGAAGAGAAAGGGCAUAUUACAAAUGAUAGGUUGCUGUUCAGUGCUGCUUGCUAUGCAGCUAAAGUAACAUUGACUGCUCUUGAAGAGAUGUUUCAAGCUGCACGUAGUAUAAUGGGAUGGCUUAGUGACUGUGCAAAGGUUAUUGCAUCAGAGAACCAGCCUGUGAGGUGGACAACUCCUCUGGGGCUCCCAGUUGUGCAACCUUAUCUUAAACCUCAAAGGCAUCUUGUUAGAACUUCCCUUCAGGUUUUGGCUUUGCAGCGGGAGGGUGAUUUGGUUGAGGUUAAAAGACAGAGAACAGCAUUUCCACCCAAUUUUGUACACUCUCUUGACGGGUCACACAUGAUGAUGACUGCUGUUGCCUGCAGGGAUGCCGGCUUACAUUUUGCAGGAGUGCAUGACUCCUUCUGGACACAUGCAUGUGAUGUUGAUAGAAUGAACCAGAUUCUUAGGGAGAAAUUUGUGGAGCUUUACGACAUGCCAAUACUUGAGAGAUUGCUAGAGAGCUUCCAGGUAUCCUUUCCAUUGUUGACAUUUCCUCCACUUCCUGAUAGAGGCGACUUUGACUUGAAAGAAGUUCUUGAAUCUCCAUACUUCUUCAACUGAACACUACUGUGAGCAUUUGCAAAAUGCUGGCCCAAUGUGCUGUAUAGAAGGAUCAGAUACACUAUAAAGACUAAGCAGAAUGGAGUGCAGUUAUUUAAUUGGUUGUGUACUUCUAUGGAGGGGUAGCUUCCACGAGCUUAGAGUUAUUUGAAAGAAAAUAAUGCAAAAUAGAGAAAAAAAAUGAGAGGGCGAGAAAAGGCACCUCCAUAUCAAGACAACAUCUCCAAUGGGAUGCUUGUGAUAUUCCCUUUGAAGAUAUAUUCCUGCAAGGAUUAUCUAAGAACUUCCUCAACCAUGGUGAUCAAACCUAAAGGUGCUAAGGUUGGUCAGCUAUUUUACUUAACCACAUGCUGAAGGAAACAAACAGCCCUGACAUCAUACUUCUGUGAAAUAUCAUAAUCUUGGGAAAUUUCAUGAAGCCAGAACUGGGGAUCUGUCGAGCUGACAGAAUGACAAAAUUGACUGAAAUGCCGGGUGCUCUGCCUGAUGUUUUUCCAUUGAAGCUGAUUUUAUUGUUCUCAUGGUCAAUUCUUGAUUUGUUGCUUUGUUGGGCCCUUGUACUGGGCUUAUUAUUUAUUCUCUCAAGUUCUGUUUAUAUCAUCCAGUGUAUAUUACAUAGGUCAAAGGUUCAGUUGCUGUAAUUUUACCAGCCAUAUGGCAAACUGCACCAUGUAUAUUUAUUAUUUCAAUAUAAUGUCAUAAAAAUAUAAAGUUUGAUUCUGCUGUA
Molecule: messenger RNA, 3900 nt
Organism: Nelumbo nucifera (sacred lotus)
Lineage: Eukaryota; Viridiplantae; Streptophyta; Magnoliopsida; Proteales; Nelumbonaceae
Product: DNA-directed RNA polymerase 3, chloroplastic
Biological process (GO): mitochondrial transcription
Cellular component (GO): mitochondrial DNA-directed RNA polymerase complex
Molecular function (GO): DNA binding; DNA-directed RNA polymerase activity
Source: RefSeq, a predicted model, not a curated record